AUGAAAAGAAGCAAAUCUGAAGAUUAUGCAAAAAGUACAAAAGCUACACGCAAAAAACCGCAUCGACUGAUCCUUUUAUGCGUUUGUUUCAUUGCGCUCCCGCACACAAAUCACGCGAGGUGUCAUGGCUCGCUUAUGCAAAAGGGCUGGUCUCAAUCUGUUUCUGUUCUGAAACAACUUCUACGCGUGGGCAAAAUCUUGAGGAAGCUGCUUUUGACCAACUAGUAAAAGUGAAACUGGUG
Messenger RNA from Amoebophrya sp. A120, 242 nucleotides. The record is from the annotation of a GenBank genome assembly. Lineage: Eukaryota; Dinophyceae; Syndiniales; Amoebophryaceae.